Orbicella faveolata is the source of this 2907-nucleotide messenger RNA. Its product is annotated as beta-1 adrenergic receptor-like. Gene Ontology annotation, cellular component: membrane. Gene Ontology annotation, molecular function: G protein-coupled receptor activity. Gene Ontology annotation, biological process: G protein-coupled receptor signaling pathway. The record is from RefSeq and is a predicted model, not a curated record. NCBI's taxonomy places the organism in Eukaryota, Metazoa, Cnidaria, Anthozoa, Scleractinia, Merulinidae.
CUUUCGUGCUCUACCGCUUCCUGCGAGUGCUUUACAACAACAGAGCACAGUCGAGGCUUCUUUAUCAGUUAAAUGUCCCUCGCCUGUAAUGCAGGCUUAAUUUUAGGUACCGAGUACAUUUGAUUAGGCGCGCGUCAUCUAAGGUGCAGAAAACAUGGGAGGCUUGGGGAGAGAGAAAAAAGAACUUCCUGGAGAGCAGGAGUGAAGCAGAGUGAGGACUAACCCUCUACGUUUUGCCACUUCAAGAUGGCCGCCGGGAUAUGCAAACAAAUUAUCUAUAACCAUCGUUUACUUAAUCGAUCAUCAAUUUUCAUUGAUAAAUUGCACCGGGAAAAACAAGAAGAAAAUCUUAAAAAGAUGAAAAAAAUCGAUCCUUAUGUCAUGUAGCUAGGCGAUGACUGAAAUAAUUUUUAAUUUCAGACAACCACUUUCCAAACAUUAUCCGAACCAUUGUAGAUUAUUCUUCAAUUCACUGUUAAACUGAGCAAUUUUAAGAUCUCCAGCUACAAAGAUCUACAACUUUCUGGUAAAGUGACGAAGUGAUAACGGUCGAGAAAGUUAUGUCGAGAAUUAAAUUCUUCGAAGACGCACACGAAGAUUUUUCCACUGUGAUUAACUAAGUCUUGAGAUCUAAGUCUUGCAAGGUAGGUAUGCAGGCUGGUAAGCGGAAAGUCGUGUGAUACAGCAAGGUAUAAAAACCUCCUGGUAGAAAGAUCAUUAUCAUACCACUUUUCACCAAACAACCUCAGUUUCUUCUUCGGAAAACCCUCUCGCUAAGUUUUCCGAGGUAGAUAUGAUGUUUUGUAGUUAAAAAUUGUGUGAUACGGCUGGGCAUAAAAACCGUACUGGAAAAAAUUGCUUAUCGUACACUUAUCAUGAAACAACUUCAAUUUCUCCCUUGGAUAAACUUCCCGCUAAGUGUAGAUAAAACCAAAAAACUUCAACUGCAUUUACAUGAUUAAAUUCUGAUCAGGAAAUCCUUUUUAACCAAAAAAAAAAUAGGAAAAGCGGCCCACUUCAAACAAAUUUGAAGUGAUUGUUCUGCUAAGCUUUUGAUCGAUCCCCGAAACAAUUAGGCUUCGCUUAAAAUACAUUUGCCAGGAAGACGAUGAGCUAGCUGGCAAGGGAAAUCACUUAAGGAAAUUUGAACUGUUAAGUGAUCGAUAAGCCUUUGCUUUGUCCUAGUCGGCUUUGACGAGUAGAUCGAAGCAGUUAAUUUUCUAAUCACCCCAUUUCUUUUACAAUACAAUGACUGAUUUCACUUUAUUAUUUAUGUGCAUUUCCUAUAUGUGGUUUUCCCAUUCGCAAUUCUCGAUUUGAACACCUCAGAUUCAAUCAUGUUGUUAUCAUUAGCGGAAGAUGGCUUGGAUUGUUUAUUUAUUGAAAAGAAUUUCGCACACUUACUCCGUUCUCUUUUACAGCACUCGAUUGACAUUAGUCCCGUUUAUAACGUUGCUAAAAGCCGACACUACAGCCUAGGAGAUUUCGCACGGGUGUUAAUUCCAGAUGAAAAAUCUUCUUCUAAAGUAAAAUUGGAUUCUAUUUUUCUGAAAUUCUCUUGCAGGCAUUCUAUUCAGUUAAUUGGGGUUUUCGGAAUAGGUUGCGUUUUUUAGCGCUUAUAAAAGAGGAAAAACCAAUGUUACUCCGGCGUUUACUGAAAAAAUCAAGGCUUAUCAAUUGUAAUUAGUAAAAGCCUUCCAAUCGAUCGUAAUUGUUACUAUUUCCCCGACAAAAUUCUCUUCCUCUUUAAAAGGUGGCUUGAGAACACUUCCGGCUAGAAGAUAUUAAACGUAGACUGCAAUGAGUUCAGUUCAACAGUCUUGUAAGCUACUCGGCUCGCUUGCGGCGUAGAGAUAGAAAACAAAACAAACAAACAAAAAGAAAAACAGUGGAAAUAUUUUCGGUGUUUUUCUGUAAGAAUAACACUCAAAACACCUCAGUGCACUUUGAGAUUUAAGCCCGACAGAAAUGAACUUCUCAUCUCACUCACCCAGUUGCAACUUACCUUUAGGUGACGGUGUCUUUGUCCCUGAAUGGCGUCCAAACUUUCUUACCAGCAAAAUAUCUGUUGCUCUGAUAUUGGUAACAAUCGUCAAUCUGCUCGUGUCUCCAUUAACGAUAUUCCUCAACGUCUUGGUCAUAAUUGCCGUCAAGACUACACCUCAGCUGAGAAACAAAUACAACUCUUUGCUGGCCUGUUUGGCAGGAACCGACAUUAUGACUGGUGCAUUGGGACAACCACUGUUUAUUGCUGAACUAAUCUACCGUCUCACUGGCAGGCCCGCAUCAGAGUUUUGUAUUAUUCCACACGCUGCAAGACGCUUAAGUCGAGCUUUCGUUUUGAUUUCACUACAACAUUUGGCGUUUAUAAGCAUCGAGAGGUAUAUAUCGAUAAAAUUUCCUUUUAAAUACGAUAAUAUUGUCACCAAACGUAGAUUAAUUGUCAGUGUUGUUUUAGCGUGGUCGCUGGUUUUCCUCGCAAUUUUGUUUCCCUUUUACAAGCUUUCCGUUUUAAACAGCCUUUAUCAUGUGUUCGCUAUAUUCCUGGCCAUUUUUAUUCUUGUUUUUUGUCGCAUUGCUAGUUAUCACGAAGCUCGUAAGCGGAUGAGAGAAAUUACGACUCAGUCUGCCAGGGCGAAGUUUUUAAAGGCGAAGAAAGCUUUAAAGACUACAUCAUUUGUCAUUGGAUUAGUUUUGUUGUGUUAUUUACCCAUGGCAUUAUUUAGAAUUUUUCUAGGAUCUUUUAUUAGUUCACCUGAUGCGUUUUUAGCUGUAGAGUCUUUGAUGUUAACGUUUGCGCUCUGCAAUUCAGGUUUUAAUCCCGUGAUUUACUGCGCCAGAAGCAGACAAUAUCGACGAGCUUUCAAGAAACGUUUGUGCAGAGCAAACUAUGUACAACCCAUUUAA